This is a messenger RNA of Zingiber officinale, 886 nucleotides long. Its product is annotated as 30S ribosomal protein 3, chloroplastic-like. Gene Ontology annotation, cellular component: ribosome. Gene Ontology annotation, biological process: translation. The transcript has 2 exons. Bases 80 to 604 code for a protein of 174 amino acids. Lineage: Eukaryota; Viridiplantae; Streptophyta; Magnoliopsida; Zingiberales; Zingiberaceae. The record is from RefSeq and is a predicted model, not a curated record. Gene Ontology annotation, molecular function: structural constituent of ribosome.
GGGGUGAAGCUUCGAACGCUGUCUCCUCUCCUUCGCCCCCAGCUUGAGCAGAGAGCGGAGCAGCGAGACAGUGGUGAGGAUGAUGCAGUUGGCGAGUCCUGCUACCGCCCAACUCGGCCUGCCCACCCUACACCAUGCCCGAUUCCCAUCUCCCAAAUCUCUCUUUGCUUCUUCUCUCGCCUCCGGAACCGCCGUCACUUCAAAGUCCAAGGGCAGGCAUUUCUGGCCGCUUUCGGUAUCGGCUUCCGCCGCCGCAUCCACCGAGGCCCUAGAAGCCUCGUCCGAUGUCGAUCAAUUUGAUGACGGCGAGCGAGCCGCGGAGAAACAGUUGGGCGUGGUGGUGAUGCCGAUAGAGAAGCCGCGGUUGGUUCUACGGUUCAUCUGGAUGGAGAAGAACAUAGGACUGGCGCUUGACCAGGUGAUCCCCGGACACGGCACCAUCCCGCUGAGCCCUUACUACUUUUGGCCGCGCAAGGAUGCGUGGGAGGAGCUCAAGACCAAGAUCGAGGAGAAGCCUUGGAUCUCGCAGAAACGCAUGAUCAUCCUCCUCAACCAGGCCACAGACAUCAUCAACCUCUGGCAGCAGAGUGGUGGCAACCUGUAGCACCCUUCCUCCACUUCCUUGCACUUAUUUUCUUAUUCUCUACAGUUGGUUUCAUGAUGAUAAUACAAAAUUUUACCAUUUAUGCAUUCACUUCCUAGGAGACUUGUCAAACUAACCUUUAAUCUUAAGUAAUUCAAAGUUCUUGUGUUCAAAAGUAGGUUGAUACUGUGUUAUAGAAUUUUUCUAAUUAUGCAUUUAUUUUCAAGGAUAUUUGUCAAACUAAUCUAACUUUGAAUCUUCAUUCAAAGUUCUUGUGUUCAAAAGUAUAUGGAUGUUGUGUAA